AAACAAUACACUGGUUGAAUUGGAUCUCCUCGCUUUCUCCGUUAAUCUCUUUGAUUGUCCCUACAAAGCACUUGUUUACUUAAUUUUUUCCAACUUUCUCCAGUUUCACCUCUUGAACCCUGACACCCGUCUUCUUUCUUCAAAUUCCUCACCAAAAAUUCCCUUCUUUAUAUCUCCAUCCAUCUUGUACCGUCAUCCCACAGCCACCGUAUUCCAAGCCAUGGCUCUUCAUUCUUCUUUUUGCUUCACUGCUGGCGUUUCUUCUUACUCUCACAGCUCACUUAAGUUCACUCACUCAACGGUUAAAGCUUCGUCUUCCUCCCUCGUUUCGCUUCCUCGACUGAAUGCCCGUGUCAAAGCAUUUUCUGGUGGAGUACCUGAAACUAAAGAAUCUCCCCUUAUUGUUUGUUUUGGGGAAAUGCUGAUUGAUUUUGUCCCAACUAUUAAUGGGCUUUCACUGGCUGAGUCACCAGCUUUCAAGAAAGCUCCUGGUGGUGCACCUGCCAAUGUUGCUGUUGGCAUAGCUCGUCUUGGUGGAUCAUCAGCUUUUAUUGGGAAGGUUGGUGAAGAUGAAUUUGGUUACAUGCUUGCUGAUAUAUUAAAGGAGAACAAUGUGAAUAGUGAUGGUAUGCGUUUUGAUCCUGGUGCACGAACAGCUCUGGCAUUUGUUACUCUGAGGAGUGAUGGGGAACGUGAGUUCAUGUUUUAUCGUAAUCCCAGUGCAGAUAUGUUGCUUCAAGAAGCUGAACUCGAUUUAGAUUUGAUUAGGAAGGCAAAGAUUUUUCAUUAUGGUUCAAUAAGUUUGAUUACAGAACCAUGCAAGUCAGCUCAUAUUGCUGCAGCAAAAGCUGCAAAGGAUGCUGGUGUGGUCGUAUCUUAUGACCCCAACCUAAGGCUUCCAUUGUGGGCAUCUGCUGACAAAGCAAGAGAAGGAAUUCUUAGCAUUUGGGAGACUGCUGAUAUUAUCAAGAUAAGUGAAGAGGAAGUUACUUUUCUAACCCAAGGUGAAGAUCCAUACGACGAUGCUGUUGUUCGAAAAUUAUACCAUCCAAAUCUUAAAUUGCUCCUUGUCACUGAGGGUCCAGAUGGUUGCAGGUAUUACACCAAGGAUUUCUGUGGAAGAGUCAAGGGUUUAAAGGCAGAUGCUGUCGACACAACUGGUGCUGGAGAUGCCUUUGUAGCUGGAAUAUUAUCACAACUUGCUGCUGAUCUCUCAUUGCUUGAGAAAGAAGACCAGCUGAGAUCUGCUCUGAGGUUUGCUAAUGCCUGUGGUGCUCUGACUGUGUUGGAGAGAGGUGCGAUUCCAGCAUUGCCGACUAGAGAAGCUGUGCUGAAUGCCCUUCAAACUUCCAAAACAUAAAAUCUUGUCUUUCAGUCUCUGUAAAACUAGCUACCAACUCGAGGUUGCGUCAAUUGUUUCAGCCUGGCAUAUCGCUGUUGUUUUCAUAGGAACCUAUUUACUUGAUCAAAUAAGUUAUAUGUAUCCAACCCCUUCAUAUUGUUUUUAACCUCAUCAUUAUUUUCUACACAUUCAAAAAAUAAUAACUAUAAUUAGCUUGUAAUACAGGCAAUUUUUUUCA
Mangifera indica (mango) is the source of this 1580-nucleotide messenger RNA. RefSeq names its product probable fructokinase-6, chloroplastic. Gene Ontology annotation, biological process: fructose metabolic process. Gene Ontology annotation, cellular component: chloroplast stroma; cytosol. Lineage: Eukaryota; Viridiplantae; Streptophyta; Magnoliopsida; Sapindales; Anacardiaceae. The record is from RefSeq and is a predicted model, not a curated record. Gene Ontology annotation, molecular function: fructokinase activity. The transcript has 7 exons. Bases 221 to 1360 code for a protein of 379 amino acids.